Marmota flaviventris (yellow-bellied marmot) is the source of this 1710-nucleotide messenger RNA. It is a transcript of the gene Patl2, whose product is annotated as PAT1 homolog 2. NCBI's taxonomy places the organism in Eukaryota, Metazoa, Chordata, Mammalia, Rodentia, Sciuridae. Gene Ontology annotation, cellular component: P-body. The record is from RefSeq and is a predicted model, not a curated record. Gene Ontology annotation, molecular function: RNA binding. Gene Ontology annotation, biological process: P-body assembly; deadenylation-dependent decapping of nuclear-transcribed mRNA.
AUGAAAUGCCUUGAAGGGCCUGGCAAGUUCUGUGACCCCUUGGCUCCUGAGGAAGAGCUGGUAUCUGCUUCCCAAUUGGAAAAAGAGGAAGAAAAUGAAGAGGAGGUGGAGGAGGAGUGUCUGGAUCCAGAUCCAGAUCUGGCCGCAGAUCCAGAGGAGGAAGAAAAUAAUCUCCGGGAUCCAGCUUUACUCAGUGCUGUCCAUAACACACAGAGAGGUCUGCUCAGCUCCCCUAGAGUCAAGGCCUUGGGGAUAUCACCCAGUUCCUUGCACUUUCUGUGGCAGGUGAACCAUCUGUUGCCAAUUCCUUUCCAGCCUAUAUUUCCCAGCACCAGCUCUCCAGCCCGGCAAUUUGGACCUGAACAGCCCUUACCAGACCCACCUCUCUUCUGCAGCCCACAGACUUCAUGCCCACCUCGGCUCAGUCAUCUGACCCAGCUCCACCCUCAGCAUCAACGGAUUUUGCUUCAGCAGCAGAGUCAAACGCCAAGUCCCCCUGUCAAGAAGCCUUGGUCUCAGCAGUCAGAUCCGUAUGCUAACCUCAUGACCAGAAAAGAAAAGGACUGGGUGAUAAAAGUGCAGAUGGUUCAGCUGCAGAGUGAAAAUCCCCGCCUGGAUGAUUAUUACUACCAGGAAUAUUAUCAGAAACUAGAGAAAAAGCAAGCAGAUGAAGAGCUACUUGGACAAAGGAAAAAGACUGACUCUCUUAAGCUGAUAACACCUUACAUUCAGAAAGCAGAGGUUUAUGAGUCAGUGGUUCGAAUUGAAGGUUCUCUGGGUCAGGUAGCUGUAUCAACAUGUUUUACCCCUCGUCGAGCUAUUGAUGCUGUAUGUCAUGGAACUCAAGAGCAGGAUACAGGAGAUACAAGCAGUCAGAGGCUUCGGGUAUUAUCCCAGAUUGAGAAGAUGUUCCUUCAGUUACUAAAAAUAGAAGAAAGCCAUAAGGAUGGGCUUCCACUGUCCUGUUACUCCAGACAAGAGAGGAACCAGGUUGAGAAGCUCUUUCAAGCUUUAAAGAGCCAGGAGCAGAACAGUCUGGAGGAAGUAGCUGAUAGCUUCCUGCAGGUUCUCUCUGUAAGGAAGGGGAAAACCUUGGUAGCCCGGCUGCUCCCCUUCCUGCCCCAUAAUCAAGCUGUUAGCCUUCUUCUGACCAUCACCCACAAUCUGCCCCUCCUGGUCCGGAGGGAUGUGGCUGACCAGGCCCUACACAUGUUAUUCAAGCCUCUAGGCAAAUGUAUCAGUCACAUGACCUUCCCUGAGCUCCUCCAAGGACUUCAGGGGCUAAUGUUGCUACCACCUGGCUCCUCUGAACGGCCAGUCACUGCAGUACUUCAGAACCAGUUUGGAAUAUCUUUGCUCUAUGCCCUGCUGAGUCAUGGGGAACAGCUGGUAUCUCUGGACUCUUCCCUAGAGGAACCCAUCAGUGAUCAUACAGCUUGGACAGACAUGGUGGUUCUGAUUGCCUGGGAGAUAGCCCAAAUGCCUACAGCCUCUCUGGCAGAACCCCUGGCCUUCCCCAGCAAUCUGCUUCCUCUAUUCUGUCACCACGUAGACAAACAACUGGUUCAGCAGCUAGAGGCCAGGAUGGACGUAAGAGUGAAAGGCAGCUGUGGUCGUACUGGAGCUCCGCACCGCCUGCAAAAAGCAAGGAAAGUCAACUGGCUAGAAACAGCCCAGAGCUUCUGGAGAGAAUCACGAGGCGGCACGUGA